Molecule: messenger RNA, 1537 nt
Organism: Suillus subalutaceus
Lineage: Eukaryota; Fungi; Basidiomycota; Agaricomycetes; Boletales; Suillaceae
Exons: 3
Coding region: 175-1323 (382 amino acids)
Source: RefSeq, a predicted model, not a curated record
UGUCACUUGGCCGGAUGCACGUUCACAAGCUUGUAUCUCUUUUACUAUCACCAACAUUAAGUUACAGGUAGACGGUUCAGUCCACUCGUUGCUGUCCGUCUGACCAAGCAUCAAUCCUUACUACCCAUCCACUGUCAUUCGUUUAUAAACCGACGCUCUUUACUGCCUUUCAAUAUGGAACAGAUAUCUGACUACAAUUCAGCACCUAGCUCCUUCGCCACACAAAUAUUUAGCGGCACCGAUGUCAACCACACAACUACCGUUAUCAUCGUGGUUCUUUGUGUUGUUGGGGGCAUGUCGAUCUUGUUCGGUCUUUUUCGAUUCCUACGCCAUCGAUUGGCUCGACAUUCCACUCCCCUACCACCCGUGCAGCCUAUCGCUCAUUAUCGCAAGCAGCGGCUGACAGAAUUCGCUGAACAGCCCACCAUGUCGUCAAUAUACUCCCUGUCCUCACGCCUUUCUCCGUCAAUUGGAUUAUCGCCCGCCGCGAGCGAUUCUUCCUUCCUCAGUGUGAAGUACAACCAGAAUUCUCCUUCGCAAUCAAGUCUGUAUCUUGCAGAUAAAGGCGAUGACCAAGGCGUGCCCCCGUCUCUAGCAAAUGACGAAAAAGUUCUUCCAACACCAAAUCCCGCAUUUAGUCGUGCCAGGCGUUUUAGUAGCAGCUCUUCGGGUUCUGCUUCCUCCACUCCCCCCUCAAUUUCUGUUCCAUCACGUUCACCAUCACAGGCUACGCUUACCCGUUCGUAUUCCCGUCGUACUGGUCCUGCGUCAGCAGUGUCCAGCACCUCCAUCCGAAGCAGGAGUUCUGGAAGGAGCACUAUCAUAGGUGCUCCGCAUGGACCCCUAAGUCAGGUCAGACUCGUACUACCUGCCCCUCUCGCUCCUUCUCUGCAACCAUAUCUUUCUGGCCCAGAAGCGGGUAGCUUAGGCGUGGAUGCUGAGACGUCAAUGCGCACAACCAUGGUCGAUAUGUGGGCACCCCCACUUCACAGGUCGGUGAGUUCUGAUCAUAUCCGACCAAGUUCGCCUGCAAUUUCUGCUACAUACCGGCACGGCGCUUCACCCUCUAAACCUCGACAGAGGACCACCUCAUGUCAUGCACCGUCAUCGUCACCUUAUUUCUCUGCGAUGGGUUCCCCUCCUGUUCCCUCAAUUCCUAUCCAGUACAGGCAACUAAAUUGCGCACCUUAUGCCACGCAACAUCAGCAAGACAACCCUACGAGAGGCCCUGUCAUGCUUCAACAAUCCUCUUCCGAAGAGUCAUAUACCAUACAGCACGAUGACCGAGAAGAGAAUCCUCGCGAGUCAUCGACCGCAUCUUGACCGAGUAAUAGAUGACGGGUUGAUGUAAUAUUUUGAUUCUGUGAUGACCCUUGAUGAGUUGAUCGAGCCGCAUCUAUAUCAUUACCAUCCUUUAUGUAUACGUGUUUCCGCACACCAAUGAGUCCUUGCACUGCCAGAUUCCUUUUCCGUAUACUUACAAGUCACACUAGUAUGGAAAGCCAGACAGCCGCGCUCCCUUAGUCAGUGUCACGCG